GAUAACUUGAGGAAACCAACAGGGAGUUAUACUUGACAUUGAUAAAACAUGACUAUGCUGUGGAGGAUAAUAUGAAAAAACCAUUAUUGAAAAAGUUGGGCAAAAUGCACCGAGAUUGGAGAAAUCGAUUGCGAUCACGUUUCAUAAAUAAGACUCGUCAAGUGGGAAAGGAUUGUGGGGAAGCUUUUGAGAAGUAUAAAGACCAACUUACCAAAGAAGAGUGGGAUAGUUUCGUGGCAAAGACUAUGACUCCUGAGUUUGUGGCUUUGAGCGAGAAGAAUAAACAAGCUGCACUUCAGAAUAUCUAUCCUCAUCAUAUGGGUCGUUCAGGAUAUGUUCUUUCCAUACCGAAAUGGAAAGAGCAAGGAUUAUUAGAUCAGUUUCUUACCGGUUCAGAAGUAGAUUCAACGAACUCUAGCACAACCACUUCUGGUGAUAUUCCAAGACAUGUCACUUGGUUUUGUGCAAGGUCUGGAUUAACAUCGGGCGGUCACAUCGUGUUUCCUGGUAAUACUGAGGGCAUGCGCGAGAAAAAAGAGAAGUUGGAUAAACUUCAAGAAGAUCUAGCAGCAGGAACGUGGAAGCCAAGUGGUCGACAUGAUAUAUUGACGGAGGUUGUUGGGAAGCCUGAUUACCCUGGACGUGCAUGUGGCGUCGGUGGUGGUGUGGGUUAUACACAUGUCUUUGAUCGAGAGUCGAGAAGCACACGUCGAGAUAAGGUUGGUAAUUUGAGUGAUGUUGACCUAAAGCAGUUGCAAGAGCGUUUGAUGAAAGACAUGCAACAUUACUUUGUUCCAAGAAGUGAAGUGCCUAUCGGGGAUUCAAUGCCUGCUUCCGAGGCGGCCCACGUGGAUACUAUGAACUCUGCUGCACCCCAUCUUAAAAAAACAUUCAUUGAUGGUGCAUCUUGUAGGCUUGUUGUUGAGUCACACACUCAUCAUGGUGAUAAGAGUUUGGACUUUGUGGCCAUGGCUGCAUGUAGCCUACAACACGCUUGCUGGGUCGUUAAUCCAUAAUGUACCGAUGUGUGAAAACACAAUCAAAGUGAACAUAUGUAUGGCAUAUCGAGAGUUUGAAGACUGUCCAUUGCUUUAUCCUAAUGAAGCCGCUGAUAUGAAUGUUUUAGCAGACGCUAUAGGUUCAUAUGUUCAAUGGCCAUCUCAUUUGGUUUUUUUUUUGAGGGAGAGGAACCACCGUCUAAGUCAAAAAAGGAGGAUGGAGCUAAGAAAAAAGUACCCUUUAUCGUGAGAGAUUCACCAAAAGUAACAGUUGAACCCAGCUCACAUUCAUUGGUCAGUGAAACUGUUCUUCAUUCACUUACAGAUGAUCUUUUAAGAUUGCAUGAAAAUCUUGAGUGGUAUGAGCCCGAUCUUUGUAAGUUUUCUAUUCCUCUUCCUGCGGAGUUGUUCUGUUAUAUUGAUGAUCACCAAUUUGGGACCGUUGUUGACCGUGAAGACUUGAGUCAAUUUCUUGAGAGUGAUUCUGUUGAUCUUUCAAUUAUUCAGACCUUUAUGUUGUAAGUAUUAUAAUAAGUUUACAAGCACUCUUGAAUAUUUGUUAGACUUAAUUACUAUUACCUAAUUAUUAAUAUUAUAAUUUCACAUGCAUGUAGUUGUGUAAAUGCAAAACUGAUUGAGUUUGGUCGUGAUGAUGUGGGUCUUUUGUGUCCUUGGAUUUGUUCUUUUAAGUAUUAUAACUUGGAUAAAAAGGGCACACUGACUUACAUGAAGCAUGCUCUGACUGAAAUGUUUGAAAAGAAUAUCAUUCUCUUGGCAUAUAAUGAAGGGUAUGAUUCAUAUAUUACAUUCGCUUUUACAUAUUAUAUUUAUUGAUCGUGACAUAUGAAAUAUUAACCCAUUUUCUAUUCUCUUUGGAAAUAUAGGUAUCAUUGGGUUUUGUUUGUAAUUUGUCCAAAGGUUGAUAAGGGCUAUAUUUUCAAUUCAUUGCCAAGUUAUUCCAAUAUUGCUAUUCAAAAAAAUCUUACGAUGAUGUAUAGAGUUGCGUCUACACAAAAGGGUCGUGGCAAGUCGAUCAAAUGGCAUAAUAUGAAGGUUUGGAAUGCAAGAACUGAGCCAUAUACAACGGAGGAGUUUGAUGACAUUAGAAAAGUAUGGGCUAGGUUUUUUGUAGAUGAAGUGUUAUGACAUUAGAACUG
This is a messenger RNA of Cuscuta europaea, 2155 nucleotides long. Lineage: Eukaryota; Viridiplantae; Streptophyta; Magnoliopsida; Solanales; Convolvulaceae. The record is from the annotation of a GenBank genome assembly.